AUGAAUAUUCAACCUUCAACACUCGAAAAGAACUAUUUAGCCAACGUCAUGCUUUUUAUGGAUAGUGUAGAAACCGUCUGUACGUUCAUUCUAGUCAAUCGGAAGUGUGCUGACGUCUGUAAUUAUCUCCGUGUCAACCCCCCUUUAAAACGGAAAUCGGGCCUUGGCGACACAUUUAACUCACGACUAACAAAGUUAACGUUUGCGUUAUUCCCUCAUAUUCAAACCAUCCAAGGAACUAUUAGUGAACUAGAAGAGUAUAGUUACUUACUGGACCCCAUAGAGAACAUCAUUCUACUUGAUAUGCCCGAAGAGAUGUAUCGCCUCUUUCCGUUUAAGAAUAAGAUCGUCGAAGUCAAUGGCAGAGUCUUUUCUGAUAAAGUCGACUUUUCGACGUUUCCUAAAUUGAAGAAGGUGUGCCUUGAGAUGUGCUCGUUUGCCCUCCACUUUCCAAACAAAUUACAAAAGCUGGACUUGUUGCAUAUUAAACAACACUCGUGUUGCCAAGAACUGUAUGUCCUUGAGAAGUAUGAGUUUGUCGAUCACAUCAUAUUGGAAAUCCCAGAGACAACACCACAAGAUGUCGUGGACAGACUCGCGUCGUUUGCGACACUUGCGACGACGACUUGGCACCCCAAAUUGGACUUCAGAAUUGUCGUGUUACACAAGAACGACAUCUCCUUUGUCCCUUCGCAAGAAAUCACAUCGAACGCGUUGUACAUAUUAAACAAGAGAAACUACACCAUUGGGAUGUCAGUCAACUGCACGGAGACGGACACUGGGAACGUCAAUGUGAAUUUGAGCGACUGCACACAGUUGAAUGAACUUAAAAUUGUCUACGAUAACGUCCACAAGACUACAGUGGUCUUCCCCGUCCCUUCUAAUAACACGACAAGUCUCGGCAAGUUAUGUUUAGUUGCUAAAGAGAAGAAAGUCUUCAACCCUAAUUUUGUGACGAAGUUGGCACUGUGUCUGACUAAAGACGUUUGUGCCUCACUCACGGAGUUGUCGCUGAAAAAGUGUUCGACGGAUAUACUCAGCGCUUUGAUCAAUUUGAAACGACUGAGACUCGACACGAUUCAAUUUUCUAGUAACAUCUCCCCGUUCACAACUAUUUCUUAUUUGUCACUGGAAAGGUGCCGAAUGGCACAAAACGGAUUCAAAGCGUUCUACCCAAGUUCAUUGAAGAAAUUGGAAGUCUUCAAUUGCGACGAACACAUCAUUAAACAUAUUAAUGACUUGAGCGGAUCGACUUUAUUGGAUACUUUAAGUGUCUCGGGAAGAUCAAAUGAGUCUAAAAAGAUCGAUUUGGAACGAUUUGGGGGAAUACAUAGUCUCUAUAUACUCCAAACAACGUUUAAGAAGUACCCCAUUCACUUGAAUCACCUCAAAAUUGGGUGUUUUGAUAAUUGUAAGUUGGACUUCAAAAGUCUGAGGAAAAUUGAAACACUUUUGGUGUCAAAAUGUUUUAACAUUUCUUUGAGUUUAAAUCCAAAUAUUCAACAAUUAAUCUUCGAGGGAUGUCAACCACUCAUUUUAAAUUUAAAUCAACUCGAAGGAGUUAAGUCAGUCAAAAUUAACUCAACGGCGAAAAUCAAUUUCGAUUUCAUCCCAAAAACUAUCACAUCACUUUUCGUUUUGCCUUCAACUAAUAUCGACUUUAACAGACUCAAAAGAUUCCCUUUUCUGAAUCCGGUAAAUAUUAAUUAA
Molecule: messenger RNA, 1710 nt
Organism: Entamoeba invadens IP1
Lineage: Eukaryota; Evosea; Mastigamoebida; Endamoebidae
Exons: 1
Coding region: 1-1710 (569 amino acids)
Source: RefSeq, a predicted model, not a curated record